Penicillium diatomitis is the source of this 1459-nucleotide messenger RNA. Its product is annotated as GNAT family N-acetyltransferase. Bases 5 to 1459 code for a protein of 484 amino acids. The transcript has 2 exons. The record is from RefSeq and is a predicted model, not a curated record. NCBI's taxonomy places the organism in Eukaryota, Fungi, Ascomycota, Eurotiomycetes, Eurotiales, Aspergillaceae.
CUCAAUGAAGUAUGAUAAAUACUUUUUGCCCAACGGGCAGCAGAUCAAUGUUAAGCCAUCCUUUAGGGGAUUUACAUUCACAGUCGAUGAACACACCUUGCACGGCUCUUUUCCACCUAGGUGGUCGAUAUCUGUUUACACCAAGGACUUGGGUAUAGAAAAGUCGUCCAUUGAUGGGAAUGGUCAGUUCCUAAUCGAUCCUGUCUCUUCAUUUACGAGACCAACCCUCCUCAGCGAUGUGCUACACCUAUCUUCAAUGUCGACGCCAUCAAUCCACGACGCGAAACCUGAGAGCGCUGUUACUAGACAAGUGGCCAUGAUUUUAUUUGCCACUUUUCUCUGGUACUUCCAAGAGCCUGCACCAGACCGGCAUGUACCCACAUCGAAUGCAUAUGAAGAUACAGGAGGAGAGUGGAUUCUAAAAGUCAAAGGAGACGGCCUUCUUAGUGGGAAACACCGAAUGCAGAAACUCGAAAGGAUGGGCCUUAUCGCGACUACUGACCCUUCAGUGGGUUCGCAAGAGAGCCCAGAGACCUUUCUUGAGAUGUUCAUCAGUCAAAGAGCCUUCUGGCAGUUGGAUCCUGGGAUCUAUCUGUUUACUCUGGAUCCGCCCAAUUUUCCAGUCAGUGAUAUUGAGGAAUGGACUUCUCCUCCAUCAUUGGAUUCUUUUGGAAGAGGAUUUCCCUUUGGUGCUGGGCCUAAUACUGUUGGGACCUUGAUACCCUCAUAUUACCCUUCCAUCCCACUUCAGUAUAAAUUUACUGACAGGAUUCGCCAUCCCAUCCGCCCAAGAGCUCCUCGGCAAGGCGAGGUGGUUUAUACGAGAUUCAUUCCUAGCAGUGGUCAGAACAUAACGUUCCGCAUACCGCUAAUCCCAAUAAAAAGCUCAAUGAGGUUCUGUUCCAUAACGACGCAGCCAAGCGAAAGGAGCGGUCCGAAUCUAUGCCUUGAUCCAAAACUUAUGAAUGAUUUGGGGUUGCUUUAUCGAUGGACGAACAAGUCUCCAGCUCACACAAGCUUUACUCAGAGCGGUUCUUUAGAGGCCCAGAGGGAAAAUCUGAAAGCCAGCAUGACAAGCAAAUCAUCUUUUCCUGUACUAGCAUACUGGGGAUCGACACCUGUCAGUUUUCUCGAGAUUUUCUGGGUUCUUGAAGAUCGUCAAGGUAGGCUGCGGGGCAAAGUAGAGGACUGGGAUAGGGGCUUCCGGUUCUUCAUUGGAAACGACGACUUUAAUUGCCUGGAUAAUCUGGCAGUCUUCCUGAGUUCGGUGGUUCAUUAUUGUUGGUUGUGCGACCAGAGAACAUCUUCCGUCCUGGUGGAGGUUCCGGCGGACCAUGAAAGGUUCAUUUCAUCCCUACGAGACAUUGGUUUCUUUAGGGAAAGCGAAGUAUAUGUUUCGCAGGAGCGUGCUGUCAUCAUGAAAAUUAAACGUAGUUUCUGGGUUGCGCCAUGUACCUAG